ACGUGUGCAGCAAGCUGAGCCCGGUCAUGCUAGCCCUACUCAAGAGUAGACCCGUUGAAAUGACGGGGCACGGCUUGCCUCGGGGGCCAUGGACUUCGCUGGGGCUGCUGUCAGUUGGGUGCAGCGCUUAGGAGAGGUUAUGUUCCCGGCUGAGGGCGGCAGGACCUCCUAUAGCUCGCUAUGGUGUCUCCUCAGAAGUAAGGACUAGUGGGACUUGCUCCCAAGUAAGUGCUGCAGAUUGUGAAGCCAUCAUCAUCGUUAUUUUUUUUAUUAUGUAUGGUGUCUCCUCAGAAGGACUAGUGGGACUUGCUCCCAGAUUCUGAUUGGCCUGCAGAGCUUCGAGGUGCAAAUGGUCCUCAAAAAUUAAUGAACAUUACAACUUCAUUUGCAAACCAGCUCCUGCUCGUUUCUCUGCUAGAGCAUCUUUGCCAUGUGUAUGCACAAAAUCCAGCACGUUCAAGACGUUUGUUUCAAUUACUGUGCAAGACAUUUACUGGAAUGCACUUGCUAUCUGAUUUUGCUGUCCGUGAAGAAUUCAGUAGUUUGCGCUUGCAGCACAAUCGAGCCAUUACUGAAUUGAUGAAAGCAGCCAACAAACAAAUACUCAAUGAGGAGUUCGGGAAGAGUGAUUCUUACACAAACAGGGAAAAUGAAAUUAUCUUUGAAGCACAGACUUCUCGCUAUAUCAAUGAAUUUGAUGAGAUUACAAGGCUAGGAAAAGGAGGGUACGGCACUGUGUACAAGGUCCGAAACAAGCUAGAUGGUCAGUUCUACGCAAUUAAGAAAAUUCUUAUCAAGAAGGCUACCAAAAUAGAUUGCAUGAAGGUGUUGCGGGAAGUUAAAGUGUUGGCUGGGUUGCAACACCCUAAUAUUGUGGGAUAUCACACUGCUUGGAUGGAGCAUGUUCAACCAGCAAGCCCAAAAGGCGAGACAACUUUGAAUUUACCAUCCCUCAAAAUCAAAAUGUCUUCUGGGCAGAGAAGUUCCGAAGAUCAGUACAGCAUUCAAGAUAUGGAAGACAGCAGUUCCAUUGUCUUUGCUGAAUCUUCUGGUGGCAGAGACCGUAAAGGAAAUAAAAUGGAUGCAUGUGCGCUACCAGUUGAAUUUCCUGAGAGCAGCUGCACGAAUAACACAGUCGAUGGAUCAAGAGAUAAUGAAAAUCAUCCAUCAAUUGUAUCUCCUUGCAAUCAUGAUAGCCUUGGCAGUGUUAGUACAAAUGAUUCUUGCGCUGAUGAAGAAUACUCCCAGAAGGGGAUAUCUUUGCGGCAUCAGUGUCAGAUAGAGUAUCACCUAAUGCUUCACAUACAGAUGCAACUGUGUGAAAUUUCAUUGUGGGACUGGAUUGCUGACAGAAACACAGUAUGUUUGAAAUCAGAGGAUGCGUCCAGUCCUUAUCACCAUGUAGACAACCAGUGGACGUUAAAAAUCUUCCAAGAACUACUUGAAGGCGUCUAUUAUAUCCACAGUAUGGGAGUCAUGCACAGGGACAUUAAACCCAGAAACAUAUUUCUACAAGGACCUGACCACCAUGUGAAAAUAGGAGAUUUUGGACUGGCCUGUAGAGAUAUUAUACAAGAAGAUACAACCCAGUUGCUAAAUGCAAAUAAGAUAAAUGGUCUAAUACAUACUUCUGGGGUAGGUACUUGCCUGUAUGCCUCACCUGAACAGCUACAAGGCUCUCACUAUGACUUCAAGUCAGAUAUGUACAGUUUAGGUGUGAUCCUGUUAGAACUCUUCCAUCCAUUUGGAACAGAAAUGGAAAGAACUGAAGUUUUGAUGGGCUUAAGAAAUGGCGACAUCCCCCUCUCCUUUAGCAGGAAAUGGCCUAUACAAACUAAAUACAUUAAGCUGCUUACCAGUUCGGUAUCAUCACACAGACCAACUGCAGGUCAACUUCUUGAAAGUGAACUCUUCCAUAAUUCAGCAAAUGUUAUUUACAAUCUUCAGCAGAAAGUGAUGCAACAGGAAGAAGAAAUCAAGUUGCUUAAAGAAAAAAUCAGGCUAUUGCAAGAGAAAGGAGAGAGAGACAGAAUUCAGCAACUUGGCUCUCCUGUUUAAGUAGAAAAACAAAACAAAGUAUUUAUAUCAUGUUAUGCAAGAUAAAUGAUUUUUAUAUAAAAUUGCUUAAAGCAGCUUGUGUACAUUUGUCGUAUGUAGUUUGCCAUUGUCACAAAGAAGAAAUGCAGAGGUAGGCGUCAUGUACAUAAAUGAAUGGGUUGACAGUACAGUGGUACCUCUGUGUACAAACUUAAUUCAUUCCGGAGGUCCGUUCUUAACCUGAGGUACCACUUUAGCUAAUGGGGCCUCCCGCUGCCGCACGAUUUCUGUUCUCAUCCUGGAGCAAAGUUCUUAACCCAAGGUACUACUUCCGGGUUAGCGGAGUCUGUAACCUGAAGUGUUUGUA
Messenger RNA from Zootoca vivipara (common lizard), 2404 nucleotides. NCBI's taxonomy places the organism in Eukaryota, Metazoa, Chordata, Lepidosauria, Squamata, Lacertidae. The record is from RefSeq and is a predicted model, not a curated record.